This is a messenger RNA of Panonychus citri (citrus red mite), 2209 nucleotides long. RefSeq names its product tectonic-3-like. Lineage: Eukaryota; Metazoa; Arthropoda; Arachnida; Trombidiformes; Tetranychidae. Bases 1 to 2184 code for a protein of 727 amino acids. The transcript has a single exon. Gene Ontology annotation, biological process: cilium assembly. The record is from RefSeq and is a predicted model, not a curated record. Gene Ontology annotation, cellular component: ciliary transition zone.
AUGAUGAUCGGUAAACACAUUAGUAUUUUAUACUUUGGCCUAAUUGUGACCUUAAGUAUAUUCAAUUGUCAAAAUAAUAUCUCAUUGGACAAUAACAAUAAUAUUACUCUGACCAAUUCCUCAGCUGAAGAGGUUAAUAUAACCUUUAUCAACGAAACAAUUGCUAAUCAAUCGUUAUCAUCAACUAAUGAAACUAAAUUAACUCCAGAAUCUAAGACAAAUCAUCAUAACAAUUGGCAAUUAAAUUUAGCUUCGUAUGAUUCAAAGUAUGAUUAUUGCUCGUGUGACCUGAAGCCACAAUUUUGUGAUCUUAAUUGUUGUUGUGAUGAAGAUUGUGAUGAUCAGGAGAGAAAAAUGUUCGCUUAUUGUGAAACAAUUAAAAACUCUAAACAAUUUGAUUAUUAUUGUUUCACCGAAUAUCCAAUUUAUCUUAAUAAUACAAGAAAAUCUCAACUGAUUAAUGAACCAAAUUCAAAUUUAUUCUGUGUACUAAGUGACAAUGUUAAAAGUACGAAAACUUAUCCAGAUCGUAAAUCAGUGACCACCGUCCAAGAAUAUCGUAAAUUAAUCAGUACCAGUAUUUCAUUAUCAACAUCAAUAUUUUCUUGGUCUCAUCCCCACGAACCACAAGACGAAGUGACCACUUCAUUUACCUCUGGACGUUAUGGUUUCCGUUAUAAUGAUCCAAUUGUGGCGACAUCAUUAACCGCCCGUGGUGUUGAAAUGGCCGAUAUAUUGAGAUUACCAUCAAGUCUAAUUCAAUCCGGUGGUUUCUGUGAUACCCUGAGGCCAAUUUUAUAUCUCAAAGAUACAUCGUACUCUUGUUUAAGAGACAUCAAAGAUUAUCAGAAAGAGUGUACAACUAAUCCGUUUUUAGGAGCAACAAUUUAUUAUGAUAAUAUUUACAUUUCUAAAAUGGGCUCAUCGAAAUCAACAGAACCGGAAACACGAACUUAUUAUCAGAUUGAAUUCAAUGAAAGUUCAGAAAAACAAUCAGACAAAUCAACUUUAGUAUCUACAUCAUCAUCAUCACAAUUUACUACAACAACAACAAUUAAUGUAACAGCAAUUAAACAGCAACAAUCAACUUUAACCUCAUCAAUACCUAAUUGUGUUUAUCUCAAUGAGUGUAUAACAAUUAACUGGUCAGCCAAAAGUGUCUCAUUGACUGUCCCUCGAUUGAUCCGUCGGUCAACACCGCCACCGAAUAUAAUUUGUCAGGGAGUUGUUGAGACAAUUAAUUACACCUUCUAUUAUCAUCCAAAGGAUGGAAUUGAUUUAGUUGAAUUGUCUUUAGGUUUUACACAAUUAACCAACAAUCAACCCUUUAGACAGACGUUUAAUGUUGUCUACAAGCCGAAUGAUAAUUACAUGAUUAAUAAAUCGCUUCCUGAUUAUCAGUUCAGUGGAAAUGCUGGUUACAUUGUUGGUAAGCCAAUUCUUUUUCGAAAUUCAUCUUUAACAAUUAAUUCGUCGACAAUUGGAUAUUAUAAAAUACCCUUACUGUCCAAAAGUAAUGGUCAGUGUUCAAGUCAACCAACAAUUCAAGAGAUCGUACGAUUUGGCUCAAAUUACAGAACUGGGUGCAUGUUAAACACUUCACGUUUCCUGAUGGAAAAUCAAAUGUGCCAAUCAAUUCAACGAGAAAUCAUGAGAUUACUUGAUUCACUUAACAGAGAUUUAAAUUAUGUCGCCAUGUUUGGUAAUCCAAAUUUAACUAAUCAGGCUGAUUGGAUUCCGAUUUUGGUUGAUGAUGAGCCGCAAAUUAUUCAAUCAGAUUCAAUUCCUCGGUUAACUGCUGAUGAACGAUGUCCAGCUCUGGUCACUGGCUAUUCAUUGGAUGUUUAUUAUGCUCUUGUUGGUCAAGAAUCUCAAUCACAGGCAAAGAUAAUUAGUGUAGUUAAGAGAUACAACAAACCAAUUGAUUUUCGUCUUCGAUGUUAUUCAAUUCUUUGUCGAUUUAAAUCUAAUCAUUAUUUACUUGAACUCUCGAUCUCGGUUAAUUAUAUUGAUUUAACUUCGCCAAUUGUAACCAAAUUUGCUUCACCACCAAUUCUUAAAUUUCAAUUACCCUCUGAUUUCUUUUAUCCAUUUCUUACCAAUUCAGUUAAAUCAUCAAUCAAUAAUCAAUCAAUCUCAUUAAUUUGUAUUAUAAUCAUGAUAAUCUUACAUUUACAAUGUUGAUUAUAUUUUUUCAUUUGUUUUUCUU